CCCCGUGGAGCUCCGUGCCUCGAAGCCGCCCUUUCCGUCACUGUCCCCGGGCAGCAGGCUCUCUUCGGUCCUCGUCCGCCGCCCAGUGAGGCUGCGGAGAGGCCGGCCAGCGCUCCCGCAGCAGCCUGCUGCCAGCCUUCUUCGAGGGCAGCCCCGCGCCUGGCAGGAAGGAGCAGUCUUGGCCCAGACCCGUUCGGCCCGGCACUGCGAUGAGCUUCUUUGGCUUCGGACAGAGCGUGGAGGUGGAAAUCCUGCUGAACGAUGCGGAGAGUAGGAAGCGGGCGGAGCACAAGACCGAGGACGGGAAGAAGGAGAAAUAUUUCCUGUUCUACGACGGGGAGACUGUCUCUGGGAAAGUGAGCCUUUCACUGAAGAACCCCAACAAGCGACUGGAGCACCAGGGCAUCAAAAUCGAGUUCAUUGGGCAGAUUGAACUCUACUAUGACCGUGGGAACCACCAUGAGUUUGUAUCUUUGGUAAAGGACUUGGCUCGGCCGGGAGAGAUCACGCAGUCACAGGCCUUCGACUUUGAGUUUACUCAUGUGGAAAAGCCAUACGAGUCUUACACUGGGCAGAAUGUAAAGCUACGGUAUUUCCUUCGAGCCACCAUCAGCCGCCGCCUCAAUGAUGUCAUCAAAGAGAUGGACAUUGUAGUUCACACACUGAGCACAUACCCAGAGCUAAACUCAUCCAUCAAGAUGGAAGUUGGGAUUGAGGACUGCCUACACAUUGAGUUUGAGUAUAAUAAAUCCAAAUACCACUUGAAAGAUGUCAUUGUAGGGAAGAUAUAUUUCUUGCUGGUGAGAAUCAAAAUCAAGCACAUGGAGAUAGACAUCAUCAAACGGGAAACAACAGGCACAGGUCCCAAUGUGUACCACGAGAAUGACACAAUAGCCAAGUAUGAGAUCAUGGAUGGGGCACCAGUGCGAGGAGAGUCCAUCCCGAUCCGUCUCUUCCUGGCGGGAUAUGAGCUUACACCCACCAUGCGGGACAUUAACAAGAAGUUCUCUGUGCGCUAUUACCUCAACCUGGUGCUUAUAGAUGAGGAGGAACGGCGCUACUUCAAGCAGCAGGAAGUGGUAUUGUGGCGGAAAGGUGACAUCGUACGGAAGAGUAUGUCCCAUCAGGCAGCCAUGGCUUCACAACGCUUCGAAGGCACAGCCUCCCUGGGUGAGGUGCGGACGCCGAGCCAGCUGUCUGACAGCAACAGCAGGCAGUAGGCCCCUGGGCCAAGAAGUUGCUGGGGUCCCACCCCAGCACCCAGUCUACCAAACACCAGAGGCUGGGAGAGGGGGACUACAGUGUGGCAGUCAGCUGAUUAUUACUUGCAACCUUGAAAACAAAUCAUGUUUGUUACUUAAAUUCUUUUCACUGAAGAACCUAAGGGGUUUGUGUUGAGCAGCAGUCUCCUUGGUAUUCUGCAGCCAAGAUGGGGAAUAGGGAAUCAUCUUGGAAGUUAUAUUCUUCCUUGGGAAUCAGAGCUGUCUGUCAAGGCUGUCUCAAGCCUUAGAGGGUCUUUGAGGAGAGCCAAGAGCACACUUCCUUGGCUCCUGCAUCUCUGGGUUCCUGAUAAUAGAACCUGAGCAUGCCCUGGGUAGUACUCCCUUUGACUGUCCCUGAGGUAGUAGCAGAAUUUGCUGGGCCUCUCUCAUGCUAAACUGGGGGAUCAAGAUCCAGGAGCUCUCUCUCUGGGAGUCUAGAAUGUGGUGCUUUGAAAUUUCCAUAGCCACCCUCAGCCUCUCACUGCUGAGACCAGACACCUCCCUUAUUCAUCUUCUCCAGCUUAUCAGAAAAGUUCUGGAGUAGAAAGGACUUGAGACUGACUAUAUCCUCAUCCAUAAAAAAUAUGUGGGCACUGAGAAGCCUUGGAACUAGUGUCACACACGGAUGGCCAGGGGGCUGAGCCAACUCCAUUGAAGCAGAAGGAUCAGGCAAGCAACUAUCUGCCUUCACAUUACUCCAUUUGACAACCCUGAAGUCAGGAUUGUUCUGGGGAAUCGAUGUAAGUGCCCCAGUAAGCCCUAAGCAAGAGAGUCUGUUUCCUUUAGCAUAUGCCCUGGGAAGGGGCUAGAAUUUUUUAGCCACUCCAGUAGUGGUCUCUCAUCACUCCUUGCUUCAGACACUUGGAGGUUUUGUUUUUAGCUUCCACCCCCAAACCUCUCUACCCCUGUAUGUACAAGCUAAGGGAGGGAGAUGGGCCCCUGCAGCAGUUUCUGCUACCACAGCUUUAGAAUAACUGCUUACCCAGUUGUCAUCAGUUCAUUUACCCAAGUUUAGAAUAAGUGAUAUUUUCUGUUUAAAAAUGCAAGUAGGAAAACACUUGGGGAUGUUGUUCUGCUAAAGAAGAGGGGGUUCUCCCUCUUGCUCUGUGCUUGGCCUGAAGUAGUAAAUGUCUACUGUUUUUUUCUGUGUCAUCUGGGAAUGACCAGGAAGCAAUACCUCUAGGCCUCUCUCACCUUUAUAGAAAGACCAACCAGGCCCUACAUCCAACAAGUACUAUAUCUAGUAGUCUGAAUUCUUGGUAAUUUGGAAAGUAGAGGAUGUGGUUCCUGUGUCAUCUUUCUUUUAGUCUAGAAAUUGGGACUAUUCCUCAGAAAUCAGUAUAGUCUUAGGAUUGACUGAGCAGUUUAUGGAGCAGAGGUGAUGGAAUGAAAAUUACUUAAUGUGACAUGAGAGGUUGAAUGGGGGCAGCAGUACCAAGGAAGGUAAACUUAUUUCUUCCAUGCCAGAUCCCCAAGUUGUGUGAUAUACAGUCCCCAUGGGAACAAGCUGACCCCUCCAGCUGCACUACAAGGCCCUGCAUAGAAAGGGAGGCAAGGUUCUGUGCUUUUGCCUUUUUCAGGGUGUGAAGAUAGAUCUGGUGUGCCUCCUUUUAAUAGCUAAUAAAAGCAUUUGUCAAUUCUCUGCCUCUUACUUGACCAUGCAAAUUCAUUUUCCAACUUUGCUAACAUCGUAAGCCUUUUUUUUUCCCCUGGGAGAACUAGGUCAGAUUUGCUUAGUUUCUCUCAGGGACUGUGCAUAAAGCAGGUCCCCCCCCCCCCACUUAACUCCGCCCUCAUUCUCUAUUCUCUGCCAACUGUGAAAGUGUGGGGAAGCUUCCAUACCCCUCCUGUAAGGUUCCCAAACCUGGAGUGCAUAGGUACUAAACCAAGCAGUGCAACUUGUAAUUACGAUGCUGCAGUGUUUACAUGUUUCUUAAUGUGUUGUCUUUUCAAUGGCUGUAUUUUAAAAGAACUUUUGUUUUAAUGGUCUCUCUAAUUAAAGAAAGCCCCUGUGUCUUUGGAGGCAUUGUACCUAUGGUCCACCAA
Jaculus jaculus (lesser Egyptian jerboa) is the source of this 3308-nucleotide messenger RNA. It is a transcript of the gene Vps26b, whose product is annotated as VPS26, retromer complex component B. NCBI's taxonomy places the organism in Eukaryota, Metazoa, Chordata, Mammalia, Rodentia, Dipodidae. Gene Ontology annotation, biological process: retrograde transport, endosome to Golgi; intracellular protein transport. The record is from RefSeq and is a predicted model, not a curated record. Bases 210 to 1220 code for a protein of 336 amino acids. Gene Ontology annotation, cellular component: endosome; retromer complex. The transcript is spliced from 6 exons.